Xyrauchen texanus (razorback sucker) is the source of this 5448-nucleotide messenger RNA. RefSeq lists its product as uncharacterized. Gene Ontology annotation, biological process: negative regulation of DNA-templated transcription. The transcript is spliced from 7 exons. The coding region runs from base 323 to 4177 and encodes 1284 amino acids. The record is from RefSeq and is a predicted model, not a curated record. Lineage: Eukaryota; Metazoa; Chordata; Actinopteri; Cypriniformes; Catostomidae.
AAGAAAAAUACGGAUGCAUGGGGAAGCUAUUGCAGUGUGAGGUGAUCUAAAAGUCCAAGCGCUCUCAAACUGUCCCGGAAAGUAACGGGUGACUACCAGGUCACCUGCUCUUGUUUCCCCCCCCAUAAAAAUGUCAAGUGGGGAAUCGACCAUCCCAUGCAAAAGCAAUCUAAAUAGCAAGACCAUGAGAGAGAUUUGCAUUUAAAUUAAAAUGUGACCUCACUGAAAUCCUGUGCAAGGCAGGUUGUGCCAUGUCUAAUAACACUGCGUCCAGCAGCUGAUUUUAUUCAACCAUUAAAGAUGGUGUAAUCAAACAGCAACCAUGUCUAAUAAAGCUUCUACUAAACUGCAUUAUCAGCCUGCAGCAGAGAUUGAUGAAGUCACUCUUGCCAAAAAAAGGGAGUACUGGAGGACCAAGAAAAGAGAGCAAAGAGCGAGAAAGUCAUUGGCCAAGAAGAGGAUCAGAAAUGGAAAUCUGGGGACAUGUAAACAUGCAGUUGGCAUGUCCACUGUUUGUGAUGAACACUCCUCACUGAUACCUAAAGUGGCAAGUGAUCGUCCAGUGAAUAAUAGUGAAGUUUCAUGCAAACUGGAAGAUGUUGAUACUCCUAUAAACUCCUCCAGCUUAGGUCUAUUAGUAUCUGAGAGUAAUGUUAAUACAUUGCCAUGCCAAAAAGAAAGAUGGUUGCAGAAGUCUAAACUCAGCAAUGUCUUACCUCAGUUCCCAGAAACAAGCACAAAGUCCCAGAAGGGUGUAACGGGCAAUAAUAAAGUAGUAAGGUCUUCAGUUACGGGGUCAUCAAACACAGAUGCUACAACGGUCAAACACAGUGAGUCUCUCUGCCAAACAGGCUGUUCAGGGCUUAAUGCAUGUGUUGAGUUACAUCCAAAAUGCACAUUUACUCAAAAAACAAGAAUGUCUCCCCUUAAUGGCAACCAUUUAGAAAUGUCUCGGCAAAGCCUUGUAUCCAUGGUGUUACCUGUACACAACAAUCAAAAUAAGUCUCCGAUUAAAAAAUGUUUACCAUUCAGACUCUUGACCAAUGCGGAUUAUACAGUUUACAAAAACCAGAGUUACCUUGGCAGCAAAAGUCCUAUCACAAAGAAAAACAGCUGUGCCUUUGUGUCAGAGCAGAACACCGUUGGAGCUAGAACCAUUGGAAUGCCAAAGACUGAAGAAGAGAUGGCUUCUAAGCGUAGAGAAAAAUGGCGCAUUAAAAAGCGAGAGCAGAGAGCAAAGCAUGCUGUAAUUCUGGCCAUGGACAGAGAAAGGAGACUUGGACAACCAUCCUGUGUUGGGACAUUACAGGCUUUAUCUCUUGUUAACAGUAAGGCCUUGAGAAGAAUCAACCACAACUCUGCAAAACCUGUAUCCAUCAAUCAGCAGUCAUUGGGAUUAAAAGUUCUGGGAUCUCGGACAUCAUUUGCAAUGAACUCAAAACGCUAUAAUGUUCAGGGCACCAAACCAUCUUUAUCCACCUUUUCACAGAAGUCUUCAAGUGCUAUCCAUACUAUUAACAAAUCCAGUGUGCAUAAACAUACUCCAAGGAGACACCGUCAAAUGCAAACCUCUCUUCUUAGUGCUUCCAUAGGUGAGAAUCCGGAGGAUGGGCAUGCCAAGCAGAAAGAGUACUGGCGAAUCAAAAAGCGUGAACAGAGAGCAAGGCUCUCUGCAGAGAUGAAAGUCCAAUUUAAGGAUCAAGAUGCACGCAAGCAACACGUUAAACUAUUCCAAAAUAAUGAAAUGUGCGGGGAUCAAGCAUGCUGCCAGAAAGCUGACCGAUCAACAGAAAAAGCAUUGACAAGUGCCUCUGAGAUCAUUGGUGGUUUUAUCAAAGAUGAUGAUUCGGUAACCGUCUCCAUUUCAAAGACUACUCCCAAAGCUUCUCUAGCUGCAAGUCAUGGUGAUUCAAAUGAGAAAUGCAUUGGAGAGUUAAAAGUUCAGGUUCAGGUUAGUUCGCCCCUAUAUCCAUCUCCAUCAGUCACAAAGUCACCGAAGUUAGUUGAUGUUUGGAAAAGGGCUGCUUCAUGCAGCAUUCCUAGUAAUUUCAUAAAUGCUCACAAAAAGUCUAUUAAGCACAAAUUUUCAAGCACCUCUCAGGGUAAGUCUAAGUUAGCCAAAGGUGCAUUGAUGGGCAGUAUGACAGUGACCAUCCAGUCUGACAGCCUAACAGAAGAGGAGCGGGUAGCCCGAAUGAGGGAGUACUGGAGAAUAAGGAAACGAGAGCAGAGAGCUAGUCGGGUUACUCGGCUCACGAAUGGUCUGCUUAAGUCAAAGGUUUCAGUGUUAAAACAGAGAAGGCCAAACCAGAUGUCAACCAAAGGUUACCAUUUAAUUUUGCCUCCACACAGUAUUUCUUCAUCUGUUGAUGCAACAAAUUGUGACUCCUCAGCCAGUGCCCCAUUUCUUACUGCCACAAGAAAACAAGAACACAUCUAUCCCUCUAUACAGACUGUAUUUUCUAUCCCAGAAAUUACUCCAUGUAUUAUUGCUACAAACAACAAACCUUCAUCCUGUUCACCCUCAGAGUCACGCAUUGAGCCUCCAGCAGUUGCCGACCAAAAUGCUUUCACUCUUCAGGCUGUGUCCUCCAUUAAAAAGCUUGUGGAGGAAUCUAUUAGCAACGUGGAAGACAGUAAUGCCACAAUUGUGCAUGUUAAGUGUGAAAAUGAACCACUUCCUUGUAAAACUGAAGAUGACCUUAGUUCUGAAUAUACUGAGACAGAAGUACAAUCAAAUGUACAACCGAAUGUCUUAUUAGAAUGUGACAUCUCAACGAAUACAAUCCUUGAAAAAGACAUCAAAUUGAGUCCAUCGAUUUACCACUCGCCCUCAAAGGCAUUAGGGUUAUCUUCUGAAGACAUCAGCCAGUAUAACUCUCAUAACUUAAGUCAAGAGGCUGUAGAUCAAACUCAUGCCCUUUCUCAAGUGGAAAUGCAACAUAUGUGCAGAGACGCCCAGAAACAUUGUGAUGAUAGAAGAGGUCCUGAUCAGUGCUGCACUUUACAGUCCAUGGAAGAGCAACAGCUCGAUAAAAACAAAGAGCUUCAACGAAAGCGGGAAUAUUGGCGUUUAAUGAAGAGACAACAGAGGGCCAGAAAUGCCAAUAGAAGACAGGGCAGCAAAGAUGCGGUUCUUCACAGUCUGACUUCACAGCCAGAACAGGUUAAAGGUGGCAGAAGUCGAAUUCACUAUUCACCUUCUGCUGCAUCACAAAGCUCCACACGCCACACUGUCAUCUCCAAUAAUCAUUAUGUUAAUGCUGCUGUCACUGCACCUCUUACUCCUAUCCUGGUGAGUCCUAUCAUCUCUAACCAACAUCCUUCAAAGGAACAAAGGCUACUGCCAGUAAAAGAACCACAAGAUCAGGCAUCACAGGCUCAUCAGGAAAAACCAUGGCAGACCCAGUUUUCACACACUUCGAGCCAAACUGUCAUGCAAGACAUGUCCCAGGACACUGCAACAUUCAGGCAGAUUCUCAUGCAGAAGAAAACCAAAAGAUGCACAAAAACUGCAGGUCCAAAAACACAGCUAAUAGAUCCAUUCUUUGGUGAAUCAAAAACUAAGAGAAGCCACAUCACAGCAACCCCAAAUGCAGAAGAAGAGUCAGAGGAAGUUAUACGUAGAAGGCGCAUGCGCUGGAGGAUAAAAAAACAAGAGCAGAGAGCAAGAAAUGCAGGACAUGAUAGAAAGUUUCACCAGACAGUGUUCAACGACUUGGGUCCCAUUCAUCCACAGGGUCACAACAACACCAGCUUUUGCUCAGAAGUACUGAGCAUAAAAUCAGAGGACCACCUAGGCUAUAUAGCUGAGCCAUGUCAAACUGGACUCAAAGAGGAAUCAAGCUUUGCACCUGGUGAUGAUGCCACUGAGGGACCGUUAUCACAGGCAGAGUGGAGAAAUGUCUACCUCAUGGACUUUGACCCUGUCAACCCACUGUUGGUGUGUAUGGUUUGCGGAGAGCAGCAGUACUCCCUCAGCGUGCAUGGAGUGAAGACUCACAUCGAAGAGGGACAUCCCAAUACACUCUCAUUGGGAGAGCAAGAACAUCAGGGUAUUCUUGAUGCCUGGGAUAGACAGGUGGCUGUCCGAGAGCACUUCAUCUCCAAUCAGCUUUGGCAACAAAGCAGGCUUCCACAGAUCAGAGUGCCAAAUGCCCUAGCAAGAUUGAAGUGAAGGUUGAGAGUACAGACUAAGUGCUUGGACAAAAAGUGGCAGGCUUCACAGACCAAUGUCACGUCCAGUGACGUAUUGUUGUAUAUACAGAUUGCUGUGCUGUCCUUUUUUUGUUUCUUUUCUCUCCCAGUGUUCUCUCUCUCUCUCUCUCUCUCUCUCUCUCUCCAGUCUCCACCUUUCACAGGAUUGGACCAGCCAGAAUUGAUCUCCACCUGUGAUUGGUGUGGCCCAAGAGGCAGGAGUGUGAAAGAGCACCACACCUACAAAAACCACGAACUCCCCGUGUUGAGUGUUUGUCGAAGUGUGCUGUUGUUUGAUUGCUUGCUGUGUUCUGACUGUUGAAAAUAACAUUGUUUUGCUUGUGUUGAUAUUGUUUGUCUACCUAAUUUCUUUUGUAUAAAUUUGUGUAAAUAUUGUAAAUAGCCAGUUUACCUUUGGAAAGCUGUAGGGGAUGGGUGCCCUUUUCUUUUGUAUAUAUCCUUUUCCUCCUGUUUUGGGUUACUCAGACAGUAAGGGUGUUUAUUGUAUUUUUUAUCUUUUCUUUGUUAGUUGUUAGGCGUUAGUGUGUGAAUUUGGUUUGUUUUUUUGGCUUAUGCUCACCCCUUUAGUUGUUGCUUUCACUGUGGUGAUUGUAAAUACAUUUUUAAAAAGACAAUUAUGUUGUGUUCCAGUUUUAUGUUGCAGCCUCACCCUAGACGGGGUCGUAACACUAAAGACUUUGGAAGUGCUGAUACCAGCCCAAGACUGAUUUUGUAUGAGACAAUCCCAUUUAUUCUACUCUAUUAACUGCCAUCAUAGACAAGAGUCGAACUAUGGACUACAAUAAAAAAAUUUUUGGGUGGUCUUGUUUAGUUAACACUAAGGCAAAUGUAGCAGUAGAACAGUUUUAUUAUUUGUUUUCCACAGAAGCAUGCUUUGAUAUAAAAAAUACAAAUGGAGAAAUGUUUCACAUUCAUCUUUCAUUUUUAUUUUUUACUUGAGUUUCAGGGGUUCUGAUAUAGGCAUGUAUAACAUAUUAAUAUUUUCCUUAGUGAUAGGACAAUAUUGAAAAGCUGAUUCCUCUCAUUUCUUGCAGAUGCAAUACCGAGUGUUAACUGUUAAACUGUUAAUAUCCAAAACAUUUUAGUAGUUGUAAAUGGGGUAUGGAGCAAUGUAAAAGCAGUCUAUAAAACAUAUAAAAUCAGUCUCUGUAAUCUGAGAAUCUUACAUUUUUUUUUCUUUUCAGGAAUGUUGUUAUAUGAAUUGUUUUCUUAUGAUAAACUUUUGUUGCA